Messenger RNA from Hydractinia symbiolongicarpus, 1838 nucleotides. RefSeq lists its product as uncharacterized. The coding region runs from base 403 to 1197 and encodes 264 amino acids. Gene Ontology annotation, molecular function: microtubule binding. The transcript is spliced from 2 exons. Gene Ontology annotation, biological process: protein polyglutamylation. NCBI's taxonomy places the organism in Eukaryota, Metazoa, Cnidaria, Hydrozoa, Anthoathecata, Hydractiniidae. The record is from RefSeq and is a predicted model, not a curated record.
UAACCAGGUUUAGCCACCCUGUUGUGUACUUUUAUGACUAAUUUUCAGAUCCAGGCUAUGAUGCUUUAAAUUUUCUGAUCAUUUUUAACAAAAAAUAACCAACAUAUUUGGAUUUUGCACAACAAUCUAUGAAAACAUGCAAGUUUAUACACUAAGUAGAACUGCCUCCAAUAGUAAGCAAACUUUUGAUUCUCCUGGUCGGAAUUUCACGGUGACCAAUUUUCAGGAGGGAAAACACAGACUUUUCACGGCCAAACUCUCACAGAAGAAGCUUUGAUUAAGCAAGAACUACAAGUAUCUGAAGUAAAGUAAAGCGAAACUGGCAAAAACCCUAUAACUACACAACAUGUUUGGUUUGAAGCUAGAAAACAAAGAGUGUAAGAAACACAAGUGUUGUAAAUAAUGUCGAUAUCCGAAAAACCUUCACGCAAAGUUGUACAAAGUGAUACUAUAUCAGCUACUUUUGAUGACUUAUCAAAAGAGACUCCAAUUGAUUAUUUAUAUCACAACAAUACAACAGACAUUUUAAAGAAAGCUAUCAAUGCAGUUAUUGAGAACCAGCCAGAUGAUCCAAUCACGUUUUUAGUAGACUUUUUUGCAACAAUUACAACACCACCAUCAGGGACAAGCAUCCUCGAGGAAGCCUACAAGAAGUUAUCCUGGUCCCAUUACUCACAAAAACAAUAUCAAUAUAACAUUUUAGAAGUUUUUAAUACUUUAGUUGCCGUUAAAAACAAAGACACUAAACUUAAAGGUUUACAUGGCGAACAGUUUUUUAUGCUGUUGAAAAUGAUUGCAGAACAAUUGCCUUCGCCAUAUGAUGAGACAUGCUUGAAUCAUCUUUUCGUUAAACCAUACCAUGUUAUUAGUUUCAAGAGAUUUUAUCAUUCAAUAUUAUUGUUGCAUGUGAUGGAAGAUUACAUUCGAAUUGUUAUGGAUGUUUACAGGUACCUAGAUAUUCACAAUGUAGGGAAAAUAAACAAAAAAGUAUGUGUUAAUGUGUUGUCCAUGUUGAACAAUCAGAAGGUUAAAGAUUCAAAAGAAAAUUUAUUUACGAGGCCAAAAAGCGAAGAAAAUUCAUCAUUCAAGUUCGAUCUCAGUGAUUUUGUUGAUAAUAAUCUAAAUAGUAAGGAUGAGUUUAUGGAAAAAGACACUUUUGUUGCCGCUGCUGUGAAAAUCUUUUUAAAAAGAGUUUAAUGUUGUGAUUAUUCGUACUAAUUUUCGCACGUAGCAAAAAAAAUCUGUUUUGUGCGUGUUAAUUAAAGAUAAAUUCAGAUGAAAGUGUCUCACGCGUAUUAAUUUUCGCGCAAAUUCAAAUUCCCUCACAAACAUAAGGAAAAAGUUGCAAAAUUCAGAAUUUUUAGCAAAAUAUAGGUGCGUUUAAAUCCCACCCAGUUUUGUUUCUUAAAAAAAAAAAUUCGCGCGUAUUAUUUUUUGCGCGUAAUUUCACUAGAUUUUGCGAACUUGUAUUAUUUUUUAAAAUUAGUAACAAUAAAGUGAUAGACUUUGUGUAUUAGUGUGUGUGCAUGUGUGUUUCGUAAUUAAUAUUAUAUAUAAUUUAAUAUUAAAUUGAUGUUUAUUCCUUUGGCAAAGUACGUCUUAAAAUGAAAAUCACCUGCAAGCAAUAAUCUCCAAACAUUUAGAAACGAAAUCACUUGAGAGAAUUUUUUACAAAUAUAUGAAGUUGCGUAUUAGCUCGGAGCAUAGGUGUAUAUCACCAUUACGAUAUCACGAAAAGCUCGUUCUGUUUUAAAAUAAAAAAACCAGCCGUAGCGGCCAAUUUGGAGAAUAAUUAAUGAAUUUCUAUACAAGUUAGUAAAUAUAUUUGCAAUAUUUAA